UAUUUAUUGUAUCAUUUAUAUGACAAAAUACAUUUAUACUAUAAAAUUAUAAUUUACAACAUUAAGAUUAAAUAACGUGAUUAAUUGACAUUGCUGAAGGAUAAAUACUGAACAUUUUUUAGGUUGACGCUGUCAUUUGACUGGAGGAAAAUGUUGAGCUCAAAAUCUUCCAUAAUUCUACUGAUGGUGCUAUGUUUCCUGUCAGUUAUGUUAAUAGAGGGUGGAAGAAAACAAUGCAAGCAGCAAAAUGGAGGAGCAUACGGUGGUUUCAAGCACUACAACCGCACCUUGUUCUAUGUAGCACAGGGGACUAAGGCGGUAAUGGAUCCAAAGUUGCCAAUGACAGAAUGGUGGCAUAAGGUCCAAGGCUGGGCAGGGCGAACAACUAAGAAUGAAAUUAUUGGCGAAGGUAGUCUCCGAGCACUCCAUUUUUUUCAUGAAAGAUAUGGCAUUGACCUAAGAUCCCUCGUGACAACUGAUGAACUGUACUAUGGUAAUGUGACACGCAUCAUUAAUGUAACAUCAACGGAAUCUUAUAGAUUUAGGACCCUCGUACUAAAAUGGCUUCCUGGGCAGGAUUGUAGGCUGAUAACUGAGACAAUUGGAGAGAAAGUGAACUUCUUUGAAAACCCUGCAAUAGUUAAUGACUUUUUGUAUGAGCUAGCUCCUCAAGACGAAGGGAUUUAUGGAGGGACGUACUCCGGCAAAAAAACACGAACCAUUUUUUAGUUUUUGGGCAGUUUUGGAUAGACUUCAAGAAAUAUUGUGGACUCUCAAAACGAGCGGAAAGCAUAUUCUAUCAGUCUGAUAUACCGAUGGAUCCACCAAUAAACAUGUGUACAAUGUACAGUCCUAUAUGGGGACGCGGCCAGACAGAAGGUGCAAUAUGGAUAGACGGUGAAAGAUCUGUAUUCCAAGGCUUCGUUACAUUCCCACCACCAUGAUCAAUAAAUAAAAUAAACAAAAAAUUAUGAAUAUUUGUUGAAAUAAA
Messenger RNA from Owenia fusiformis, 991 nucleotides. The record is from the annotation of a GenBank genome assembly. NCBI's taxonomy places the organism in Eukaryota, Metazoa, Annelida, Polychaeta, Sabellida, Oweniidae.